UGCAAACCAGUCUGAGGAAGCACAUAAAUUGGAGCAGCUCCAGGUUUCAGCAAUGGACACCCUUGCAACAUCCAAUGGCAACUUCACCUUGGAUCUUUUCAAAAAAUUGAAUCAAUCAUCCCAAGGCAAAAACCUUUUCUUUUCACCCUGGAGUAUUGUAUCUUCUCUGGCCAUGGUCUUUAUGGGAGCAAGAAACAACACUGCCACCCAAAUGGCUGAAGUGCUUUAUUUCAUUAUGGCAAAAGGAACUGAACGUUCUUCAGAGGAACCAGAUCUCAGUGAAGGUGAAACCAUUCAUAGUCUGUUCAAGGAACUGAUCUCUGAAAUCAACCAACCCAAGAGGACUUACGUGCUUAAAACUGCCAACCGACUAUAUGCAGAAAAGACUUUCCCAUUUGUUGAUGAAUAUCUGCAACUUGUUAAGAAAUAUUACCAUGCAGAGCCGCAAUCUGUUGACUUUUUGCGUGCUGCUGAACAAGUCAGAGGCCAGAUCAAUUCUUGGGUGGAACGACAAACUGACAACAAAAUCAAGAAUCUGUUGCCUGAUGGUGCUGUUGAUUCUCAGACAGCAUUAGUCCUAGUAAAUGCCAUUUACUUCAAAGGAAUGUGGGACAAACAAUUUCAAAAAGAAAAUACUACAGAGAAGUCUUUCAGACUCAGUAAGAUCCAGUCAAAGCCUGUGCAAAUGAUGUUUCUAAAGGACAAACUUCCAGCUUUCUACAUUGAAACUCUGAAAGUUUAUGUUCUUGAGCUCCCUUAUGUUAGCAAGGAACUCAGCAUGAUCAUCCUGCUGCCAGAAGACAUCACAGAUGAGUCUACUGGAUUAGAACUGUUGGAGAAAGAAUUAACAUACGAGAGAUUAUCGAUAUGGACGAGUCCAGACAUGAUGGAGAACAUAGAAGUGGAACUCCACCUGCCCAGAUUCAAACUGGAAGAGAGAUAUGACCUCAAGUCUACCCUAAGCAGCAUGGGGAUGAAAGAUGCCUUCAGCCAAGGCCAAGCCAAUCUCUCAGGAAUCUCAAGCAAAAAUGACUUGUUUUUGUCAGAGGUGUUUCACAAGUCCUUUGUGGAAGUGAAUGAAGAGGGCACGGAGGCAGCAGCUGCCACCGGAGCUGUGGUUGUAAUAAGGUCAUCAAUGCGGCCUGUAAAAAUCAACGCAGACCAUCCUUUUCUCUUCUUCAUCAGACAUAACAAUACCAAAAACAUCCUUUUCUUUGGCAGAUUCUGUUCUCCAUAGAAUACUUUGUAGCUUCUAGGUUGCGCUAAAAGGCUGAAAUUUGAAGUGCACUCACUAGGUGGGAUGUUCUGCUGACCUUAGCAGGAUUGUGCUGGAACAAAAAUGCUUAGGAAUAAGAUGCAAAUAUCAUAUUAUAAUAUUAUAAAUGCUGAUUUUUAAAAAACAGCAAUGCAUAUAAGCAUUUCUACCUGAUCUCUGAAAAAUAUCUAUGCUAACCAAUUCUGUUUGUCAGAGGGUCUUGUUUUGUAAAAUGAAAAAAGAGACACAUCCUGUUUUUUUCAAGACCCCUGUCAGUGUUCCCUCAAUCGUGUCCCUUUCUCUUUACUUUUGCUUCUUCUCUUGUAGCCUUUUUGUCCAAGCUCUUUUAGAGCAUCUAUUUUGCAUGGGCCAGUUUUCCAUGUAUUGCAUGCCUGCCUUUCAUACAAUCAUAGAGUGCAUUGCAACUUCCUAUAUGGUUUGGGGCUUAAGAAUAUACUGCUAUGGCUCAACGUAGAGAAUAUGGAAAACUGAAACUCACGUAGGUCCAAAUCCCAUUGUUAGCUUCAACUAGAAUAGAACCAUUAAAUCAACUGAAAUGACUUAAGUGCUGACUUACCAAGCUCCCAUUGAUUCAGUGCAAUUUACAAUUUAGUUGCAACUUACAAUUAAGAUUUGAGCUACAAUGUCCCACCUAGUUCUCAAAAUACUCUAAAAUAGUUAAUCAAAACAUAAGGGGUGAGAUUAGAUCGCCUUGAAGUCUCUUCCAGUCUAUAAUUUUAUAACAUAAAAGGAUGUGUAAUUAAAGAUAAAAGUCAGUGACAUUUAUAUUAUUCUCCAACGGCAUGAACACUUUUGUACUUUACUGUUUCUGAUCAUUUUUUCUGUUCUUUUUUAAAGCAGACUAUACAUGCAUAGAAAAGUUUUAGAUGCUAUGUGAUAACAUUUAAUUUUUAAACAUAGAAAAGUUGGGUUGGCCCUGGUUUGGUGCUGCAAUGGCACAUGUAGUACUGUAUUUGAAAAUGAAUGUUUAGCCAUUUCUUGUGAAUGUUGUUUGAAAAUUGUUACUCUUUAUUAUACUCACAUGGCAUUUUAUAUCUUGUAUUUUGAUAGAAUAAAUGUAGGAGAAUGUCUAGCUACAUGUCUUGAAAAUUUUAGUAAACACGGAUGUAUAAAUAAUACAAGAUCAGUUGGCACUGUCA
Molecule: messenger RNA, 2415 nt
Organism: Anolis carolinensis (green anole)
Lineage: Eukaryota; Metazoa; Chordata; Lepidosauria; Squamata; Anolidae
Product: serpin B10
Exons: 8
Coding region: 53-1237 (394 amino acids)
Molecular function (GO): serine-type endopeptidase inhibitor activity
Source: RefSeq, a predicted model, not a curated record